UGUGACUGUGUGCUCACUGCAGUGGCAUUGGGUUAUUACUAGCGUGUCUCCACCUAGCUGCUGAACUGGUGAGUCACUCCACGUGACGUCGCCCGGGGAGGGGGGCAGCGUCUGUCUGCAGCCUGGAACACGUGUGACUUGGCUCUGCCCAGUGGGUGGACGCUCCUCCUGACAAAGCUGCUCUUGUAGCACAAUGCGAGCAGCUGUUGUGCAGAGCCCCGUGCUGUGCCAGGAGCAAGCAGCCACACCGUGCCCAGGGAGAGAGUGGCACUUCACAAAGCCCUCCUAGUACAGGAUCAGCCCCAGCACUGAGCUGACUGUAGACCACCGGAUUUCUCCAGAUAGCUCCCAGAUGAUCCGCUGCUGAGGCCCGCACCAUGGACACAGCUCUCCCCACGUCCCCCGACUCUGGCGGAGGAGGCGGUAGCACCCCCGAGGCUUCCUCGCUGCCUUUCUUCGACUCGUCUCAUGCCCUGCACCUGCUUCGGGGCAUCAGCGAGCUGCGGGCCGAGCAGAAGUUCUUCGACAUGACGGUGAGUGCCGGCGGCCAAGACUUCCCGUGUCACCGCACCGUGCUGGCCGCCGCCAGCACCUACUUCCGCGCCAUGUUCGCGGGCCGCCUGCGGGAGAGCCAGGCCGAGCGGGUGGAGCUGCAGCAGGUCACUGGCCCCAUCUUGGCCCUGCUGCUGGACUUCUGCUACACGGGUCGGGUGACCGUCACCCAGGAGAACGUGGAGCUGCUACUGCAGGCCGCUGACCUCUUCCAGUUCCCCUCAGUGAAGGAAGCCUGCUGCGCCUACCUGGAGCGCCAGCUGGAUGUCAGCAACUGCCUGGAGAUCCAGGACUUCGCAGAGGCCUACGCCUGCCGGGGCCUGGCCGAGAGCACCAAGCGCUUCAUCCUGGCCCACAUGCCCCAGCUGGCCCAGGCCCGAGAGGUUGAGCGGCUGCCCUGGAAGCGCAUGCUGGAGUACAUCAUGGAUGACCGGCUGUGCGUGGACAAGGAGGAGACUGCCUACCAGAUCGUCCUGUGCUGGGUCCGGGCCGACCUGCCCCACCGCCAGCACCGCUGGCCCGAGCUCUUCCAGCACGUCCGCCUGCCCUUCAUCCGCCGCUUCUACUUGCUGGCACAUGUGGAGAGCGACCCACUGGUUUACUACAGCCCCUCAUGCCUGAGGCUCAUCAGCGAGGCCCGCUCCUUCCAAUCCUGUGAAUAUGACCGCCACGACCAGCCCUGCGAGCGAAUGAGGCCCCGGCCCUCUACUGGCUUGGCUGAGAUAUUGGUGGUCAUCGGUGGCUGUGACCAGGACUGCGAUGAACUGGUCACUGUGGACUGCUACAACCCCCACACCGGACAGUGGAGGUACCUGGCGGAGUUCCCCGAACACUUGGGAGGUGGCUACAGCAUCACAGCACUGGGCAACGAUGUCUACGUGACAGGAGGGUCUGAUGGAUCCCGGCUUUAUGACUGUGUCUGGAGAUACAAUUCCAGCGUGAAUGAAUGGACUGAGGUGUCACCAAUGCUAAAGCCCCGGGAAUACCACAGCUCCACGGUGCUGAAAGGCCUCCUCUACGUUAUUGCCUCCGACAGCACAGAACGUUACAACAACAGCAUAGACUCCUGGGAGUCUUUGCGGCCUAUGCUGUACCCAAUGGAUAACUGUUCUACCACCUCCUGCCGGGGCAAGCUCUAUGCCAUCGGCUCUCUAGAGGGCAAGGAGACCAUGGUCAUGCAGUGCUAUGAUCCAGAGAGUGACUUGUGGUCCUUGGUCAACUGUGGCCGGCUGCCACCUUGGUCCUUUGCACCAAAGACUGUGACACUUAAUGGAUUAAUUUAUUUUGUCAGAGAUGACUCUGCUGAAGUGGAUGUGUACAGGCCUUUGGAGAAUGAGUGGAACAAAAUACCUGCCAUGAAACAGGUACACGUUGGAGGGAGUCUGGCCGCUCUAGGCGGGAGACUAUAUGUGUCUGGUGGUUACGACAAUACGUUUGAACUAUCUGAUGUGGUGGAGGCGUUCGACCCGGAGACAAAGGAAUGGAGCAUUGUGGGACAUCUCCCUCAGCCGACCUUCUGGCAUGGCAGCGUGAGCAUAUUUAGACAGUUUAUGCCUCAUACUCAGUACAGCUUUGAUGGCGUCCCGCUAGACAACGCCAACUAUGAGAGGAACACGAUCAACCUGAACAGGCGGCGGCAGAACUUGCACAACCACAAUCUGAAUGAAUUGCACCGGCGAUAGCUCACUUUCUUUGAACUCAACCUAAUUUAACCAAACGACCAGAUCGAUAGAGGGCCAAUGCCGCAUUAGAAGACACUACGGUUUCUAUUUUAAUAAUAUUAUAUAUUUAUAUACUUGUUUUUCCACAUGAACACGUGAUGCACUCUGCAAAAUAUAUCCAUGCCAAUGUGCAUGUCUGUAUGCUGAAAGCUGUUUCUGGAAUUUUUCAAAAGGAGGAGAAUUAGAUAUUACUAUAAAAUAUUUUUUUUUUCUAUCAAACAUAAACACAAAAAUAUGUAAAAUACACAGCCGCCCUGCUAAAUGACCUCAUCAGUCAUGUAAGUGUUGAAUGUCAUUGUAGUAGCCAUCUUGUCUAAACUAUCUCCCAGAGCUGACCACCAUUUUGUGGAGUGAAUUGGCAAAUUUCUUCAUGUUAAAAAUACCGGUUUGCCAAGUCCGUUGGGGUAUCGGGAAAUUUGCGUCAAUUUGUCGCAGAUGUAUGGGUGCCAUAAAUGUCAACAGCCAAUCCAUACACUAUAUUACUGUAACUUCACAGAGAGCAUGUUGCCACUGGAUCCUAGAGAACCAAUAGGCAGCAUGCUGGAGAUGAGGCGAGCUCACAAAAUGUCCGCCACAACUGUAGGCACUGGCCAGAUAAAAUACAGUAUUUAAAAAUAUUCUGUACAAUAAAUGGGAUUAUUUUAGGGUCUCUUCAGUAUGCUGUGGGAUCAGAUUGGCUUAGAAACUAGGAAAAACGUUAUCACAAAACACUAGGGACAAGAUUUACUAAAGGGGGGGGGGGAGGGGAGUGGUCUUUAUAUUAUAUUUUAUAUUGCAACAAAUUUUAAAUUUCCUGAUUUACUAAAGGCUAAACUGCUGAAAUAUUGAAAGCUUAAAAGUAUUAGAAAUUGCCAUCUUGAAUUACAUAGAGUAAAACACAGACUGUGAAAACUAUCACGUUGCUGUCUGAAAAAACGCUGGAAAAUGAGCUGGUUGUGGGAGGUGUCUGCACUGUUCAACCAAUCAGCACACUUCUUAUAAGGGCAGGUCAUUAUUUGUUGGUUGAGGGGGAAACACGAUAAUUAUCUUAUGGGGCAAAAAGAUUUUAUGGAUAUAGAUUAUGGGGGCCAAAAUAAUUUAUAAGUUAAAAAAACGUAUAAUUUAUUAAUGUUCUAUUAGGGAAAUAAAUAUGUAUUUAUGACCCGUAUUGUUGGGGCACCAUUUAUAGUGCUGAAAAAUAAGUUUGCCGUCACAAGAUAAUUAAUAUGGCUCUCAGUAGAAGUAUACCUUAAUUUGGGCCCUAUGAUAUAUUCAUAUUAUAAUAUUGCCAUCAUAAGAUACUGUUUUUGCCCUGUUUAAUCAGUAAGGAUUGCCAUCAUAAUAAGCAUAUUGUGUAUUCUCCUGUGCUGGAUAGUCAGAUGGCUCUGGUGUUUUGCCUAAACUGCCGUCAGCUUCGGCGUUUUGAGUAUUACUGUAAAGGGGGGUACACACGGAGGGGUGUACUAGGGUAUGCCGGCGACCAGCAUACCGUCGCCGGCAUACCGACAGCUGGGCGAGCGCAAAUGAGCCUCUUGCGGGCUCGCUGCACUCGCCACGCUGCGGGCACGGUGGCACGCGUCUCCCUCCAGGGGGGGGGGCGUGGACCCCCAAGAGGGAGUAAAAGUGUCGGGAUUCCGGCAUCGGUAUACUGUGCGCCGGGAUACCGACAGUCGGCAAACUGAAGACCACCCCACAUGGAGAGAUCCGUGUUUAAAAUCUAAGCAAUCUGACUAGAUUGCUUAGAUUUUAAGCAUGGAUCUGUCGUGUGUAUGCCCCCCAGCGACAGCGAUGCGCGGCCCCGCACAUCGCUAUCGCCGGUGCUAGAUUGGUGCUAGAAUAUAGCGGGUCACUCACUUCAGCGCUGUGUGAAGUGAGCGGCCCCCCUCGCUCAGCACACAUUGCGCUGUGCUGAGCGGGGGGAGAGAUGUGUGCUGAGCAGUCUGUGUUAAGAUCGCUCAGCACACAUCUCUCCCA
Molecule: messenger RNA, 4226 nt
Organism: Pseudophryne corroboree (corroboree frog)
Lineage: Eukaryota; Metazoa; Chordata; Amphibia; Anura; Myobatrachidae
Gene: KLHL21
Product: kelch like family member 21
Exons: 5
Coding region: 378-2234 (618 amino acids)
Biological process (GO): protein ubiquitination
Molecular function (GO): protein binding
Source: RefSeq, a predicted model, not a curated record